Molecule: messenger RNA, 273 nt
Organism: Nezara viridula (southern green stink bug)
Lineage: Eukaryota; Metazoa; Arthropoda; Insecta; Hemiptera; Pentatomidae
Source: the annotation of a GenBank genome assembly
AUGGAAGAUGAUGAUUAUUCUUCUUUCGAUUAUCAAGGAAGGUUUCGAACUAAAAAGACUGCUGGCGGGAAAGGAAGAAACAGAGCUGUCAAAAUCAGAGGUCCAAGAGCUUAUAGAUCGACUAUAGAUAAAUCCAGAAGGAGAAGAAGUGGCCGACGAAGGAAGAGACCAAAGUACUGUCCCAAAUUAAGGAGGAUCUACAGCUACUGCAGGGGCUGCAAGAAGAAGAAGAGGAGUGGUAAAAAGAAAAAAAGAAUGUGCUGUCAGCUUUAA